Acanthaster planci (crown-of-thorns starfish) is the source of this 6110-nucleotide messenger RNA. Its product is annotated as HUWE1-associated protein modifying stress responses-like. The record is from RefSeq and is a predicted model, not a curated record. NCBI's taxonomy places the organism in Eukaryota, Metazoa, Echinodermata, Asteroidea, Valvatida, Acanthasteridae.
GCGUGAUCACUGCGACAUUCGACGUUAUUCGCAGGGCGUAUUGACGAAUUGUUCCCCAAAUUAUCGACAUGUUUUAGGGCCAAGAAUCUCAUCUUAAUAGUAUAUUUAGGGCAAACUACCUCUCAGCUCCUACCAUGAGUGAACAGAAGGAGCGAGGAGACGACUCUGGCGGGGAACUUUGGGCGUCAAGUUGGGAGCAGCAGUGUCUGGAAGAGUUCGAUAGCGAACCCAACUUAGACGAGAGGCUGCCCCAAGAACGACAGGUCGCUGCCGACCAGCUGUGGCACAGCUUUCAAGCCUGCGCCAGCGCCGUCACGCAUCUUUAUAAACUCGAACGUCUGUGUAAUCCAUCCAAUGCCCUACCUCUUUGGCUUGCAUUUCAGAACGCUGCUAGUUCAGUCACCAGAUUGUAUAAAGACAGCCUAGAAGCACACCGGAGGACCAGUGAGUUUGGCACGCAGAUCGGGCACCAGCGCCGCACCAGGGACGUUGUGGGCUGGGUCAAGAAGCGCCGGCGCUACAUCAAGCGGGAGGACCUCCUGGCAUUCCUGUGCGGCAAGGCACCCCCGCCCCGGAUUCGGCCCAGCCCCGGGGGCCGGGGUGUGUCGGAGCGUUCCUCGCCGCGGACCCAUGCCCAGUCGCACGACGUCGGGCAUGCAGUGGAAACGACGGAUGAUCUGCAGCCCUUCAGAGAAGCAUUAGCUUUACAAGGUUUAAAUGGAGCUAUGGCAAAUGUGGGUGUCUCCCAAUCUCCCCCGCACCACUCCCAUUCGCGCCGUCGCCAUGGAAACGUACUAGAUCUCUUCCCUGAUGAACUCUUUGCCCAUCCCGACUCGCGGAAGAGAAACCCUUCCCCGAGUGACGUGCACAUGGACUCGCCCUCUCAUAAACGCAACCGACUACUAUGAAGAAAACAGGAGUGUUGCUUUCAGUAGGUGUACAAACUUAGAAGAAAAAAAAUUGAAAAAAACAGAAAAUGAAUCUCAAAAGAAAGUAAAAACGUUAAUAUAUUAAGGUGUUAUUGGCUGAUCUUCAAAAGCCACUGGGAAAAGCAUCAUAUUUUGCACAGCGUUCGGAGUAGGAGCAUGUCAGGUGGGCAGAGAUCAGCAUGUGCAUUGUUUUGCCAACGAGAAAAGACCCACGACGUCAAGGUGCCAAUCGUCAUCCGGUUUACAUGUUUUAUUUUUGGCAUUCUGGAAAGUUGUGCCAUGUGUGGGGGUGUUACAGAGCAUUAUUCAGUGGGCUAGAAGUUCUUCCAAUCUACCCAUAUGACUACUGCACUGGUUGGUAUUUGCCAUGCACACUGGUAAUGUAGGCCAAGGUCCGUAGAAGAUAAGUACCCUGUAUUGUGAAAAAGAGAUUUGAUCGGUAAUUACUGAAAGUGGGUAGGAUUUCAUCUCCUUACAAAAGAUGUGAUAACAUUAAACUUGGUAUACUUUAAUCAAAUACAAAUAGUGUUUAUUCUCAAGUCUGACCAAAAUAUUUUCCAUGGCAGCAAAAGUUUCAGUAAGGUUUGUGUGAACUGACCCUGACACCUUAAGCAUUUCUGAUGUAGUUACUUCAAUUAAAUAGCUAAAAUCUGGCAAACUGUAACCACGGAACACAUUCUUUGUACUUGGAACAGAAUUCAUGCUUGAAGCCCCACAUUAACUAAUGGUGCAGGGGGGCCCAUCAGACCUGAGUCCAACCAGGUCUAGCAAGAGCAGUUUGCGGAGUCGUAUUAGUGUACCAAUUUACAGUCAGGUAAACAAGGUGUGGGCAUGCUAAAGCUUGUGUUGGCAGACCUAAUAAAGACAUUAGUACUGAACCAGUGAUAAACUUUAGAUGUUAGUCUGAUUAGUUGCAGUUUUCUUGGUAAAGUGAAGAAUAAGGGGGUUGGAAAUUCAAGUCCAAAAUUUGUCAAGCACAAACUUCUAACUACCCGGAAAGCACCAAGUUACAUGUGCACCCAAAAUUGUACAUUAAUAACAAUGAAUGACACGUCCUCAUAUUGCAUAUUGUCAUAUAGCAAAAUUAAACAGGAAGUACGUGUCUGUGGGAUAUAAUUUUGUCACUCGCUCCAAGUAUUGUCAUUGUGCUAAUACAAAGCAUUACCACCUGCAUCAUUGGAUGUCGGUCACUGAUAUGCAUUGCACCAAAGAAAUACACUGGCAAGUGGAAAGAAAAAAACAUGGAGACUUUCAUAGAUGUGCACUGGGCAUUGUUAAUGCGUUCAUGGCAGGCUUCAGCUAAAACUGAGCUGUGCAGUUGUACACCUUCAUGAUGGGCAACUGUUGUGCACGUAAAUGUACAUCGUAGAUUGAGACAGUGAUCUCAUAAUGCCAUGCUUCAGCAGCCGUAGUGUUCACAGCGCUGUGGUUACAGGCAUACCAUUCCACAAUUGUGGUGUAGUUCAAGAUGCACGUAUUAUUGAGUCUAGAUAAGACCUACACCUAGAGACAUACCAAGGCAACAGAGGCUAAUAGCCCUGGGGUCUGAUGCCCAGGUUAUGACAUCACUUGGUGCCCUUUGGCAUUCAGAUGUUUCCAUUGGAUGUGCCGUUUUUAUCAGGAAGAUGGCCCUACCUGUGAGAACCAAAUAUUCGGGCUUGCCGUUUGUAAGGGUUUCAGAUGAGGGGGACAGGUCAAUGCGGGUGUGAUACUUUUGUAAACAAUGUUCUAACAUGCUUUCAUGUUGUUUAAAGUGUGUGAGCCGUCAUGUACAAACUAUGUGUACAUCAACUAAUGCAGUUAUUGUACGUUGCAUAUAAUGUAUUUGUAAUAACUCGAAGACUGUGUGUAUGCACUUGUAAAUACCGUAAACCGUUUGCUCAUGAAUGCUCAUUAAUUGAGCUCGAGUUUGCCACACAUUUUACAUGUUUUUGUCUUGCAAGAGAAGUUUACUGCUUGUCCUUUACAGUUUCCUUUUCUCUAUCCUCCAUAUUUUCCCCCAAAAGUCACAAACUGUACUCAAUCUUAUCUUUUUUGCAUUAAGUUCAAAGCAGUUGGCAUAGUAAUAGCAUUGCAACCAAAUGGUUAAGAAAUCUGCGCCCUGUAUAGAUGCUCAGUCACAAAACCCACACUACUAGCACCGUCUGAUUUCAGACAUAUAAUGUGCCAUUUGAAGGUCUGUCUUUUGUAGAGCAUGGAGGUACCCGUCAGCGUUCUAUCCGAGACCUUUAUAUCCGAGACUGAGACCAAAGCAUACAAGACUAAGACUGCCAAAAAAAGGUCUAGAGACGGUCUCGAGACUGAGACCAGGUCUCCAAGGAGAUGCCAUACAUGUACCAGUGUACCAGUCCAGUAAACGUUGUGGCACCACAUUCUUGCUUGUGUUUGUAAACCUGACGCACGCGCGUUUUGGCAAGUCACAGCACCGUAUUGGCUGAAAAGAGACAUUCAACACACGGUGGUUCCACCGCUGUAAUUGGCUUACACCAUUCUUUUAUUGCUCUGCAGCAGUACGUGUGAACAAACGUUGUACAUGCAUGGAACAAAAUCAUACAUGUAACACACUAAAGUGGACCGAGGAGAAAACCUAUUCUAUGUUGGUUUAUUUAAGCAUAGAUUUGUGGGGAUUUUCUAAAUGAUUUAAGUGUAAGAUAUUUGUUUAAGAGGUGAAAGUUGUUUUUCACAGGAUUUUCCUGAUUUCAGGAUUUUGCAAAAGCAUUUUGUUAAAAUGGGGGAAAUUCCGAGUUUUCAGUCAAGGUUUUUUUACAUAUAAAAGUUGAUACAGAGUUGAUACUCAAGAAAUAGGUGUUUUAAGGGCUGCUCUUAGGCCAACACAAAUGUACGCCUCAGACCCGACACCGCUGUUGGGCCCUCUAAACCUCGGGUCAUUUUUUCCUGGGUAUUUCAUCUUCCUCUAAUCUCAAACCUGUUAUUUAGAGAAUCAAAAUACAAAUAUCUGUUCACUCUGGUAACUGUCUGUUAUUUGGCACAUACUUAUAGCUUGGUUACAAAUUUGCCAUGUGAAACCAGUACAUUAUUUGAGAGACGAGCAGUGCACACUUCCAUGUCAGGCAUUGCGCAUGCAGGCACAACGGAAGUGUGUGGUGGGGAAUCUCGGACACAAACCGAAUGUUUCCUGCUAGGCUCUCUGUGUUUCACCCAUUGAGGGGGCUCUGGUGCUCAGGCAACAGAGCCAUUUACAGUGGACUGUCGUUAUAAAGAACACCAUGAUAACAACAUACUGUUAUAAAGAACAAAUUUUGAGGAUCCCACUUUCUUGAAUUCUUAUGUUUCUCUUUGCUUUUUCACUCCUCUUAUAACAAAGUCCUUUGUGUAACAAAGUAAUUUGUCUGCAACUUUGUUAUAACGAGAGUCAACUGUAUAGAGAGAGUGGCGACAUGAGUGUCUGAAUUGUUGGAACCAAAAUGGUGGAUGAUGAGUCGGUGCACCUGGACAAUUAGCACGCAAUAGCUGCAUGCAGUACUGCACACAAAAAUGAACAGUAAUGUUGGUUCCAGAGUCUUUUAAGUUGGCGCUAUUGUCGCUAUAUACAGCUCUGCAGGGCAGUGCGUUGUAGUUGAAUCCAUCCAAGUCUAGUCACAAGUCCUCUUGCGAGGCCAGUCAUAAGUAACAGGGUGGACCGUGACCAAAGAAUGCUCUUGUCACAGUCUGUAUAUUGUACAUUGAACAUUUCCAUACCUAUCAACAGUAGGUUAUGACUUGGCUUAAGAUGAGACGACUUGUGACGGACUCACAGAGACUGGUAAUGGACUUGAUUACCACCAUGACACUGAGCCCAUAAAGAAGGCACAUUAGAGUUAGUAUUCCGGGGGGGGGGUUGCUUCAGCCACAUGUAUCAAUGUUAUAUUUACUAAGUUACACAUAAUGCACAUACUGUUUCACGGAUGAUAAAAAAAAGGAAAGAAUUUGUUAGGAAUGCAGCUGUGUUUGUUUGCAGUUUGGUCUUUUCCGUGUCAGGCACCAGACCUUAUAUUAGUUUGUAUCACAGCCAGGUAGAAGUUUAUCGUACAUGGAACAUUUCCAUACCUAUCAAUAGCAGCUUGUACGAUGCAUACAUGUACUUAGCAACAGACUGACAUAUUUUUCAUGGACCAAAUGCCAGUAAAUGCAUACUCCCAGCAACAGGAAAAUUUAUGGGGGUAAUUUUAUGGGCAUUGUUCAUUUGUGGUCUGUUGUAAUUAACUCCUGUGCAUGUAUUACUGUACUAAAAAUAACCAGCUGCCUCAUACGAGACUACAGACACAUGGCUGUACAUCCAGACUUGUGUCACCCAUGUGUGCUACACUCAUCCAUCAUGUUUUAAGUUCAUGAUUCGUAUGGAUUCGGGAAUUUUUGGAGGGAGCUUGGAUGAGUAGUUCGAAAGAGGGACACAAACUAAGAUCUGCAGAAAUGUAUGAUGCCAUUUUGGAAAGAGAAACAUUUGAUUUGUUUGCCUGAUAAAAAGAUAGCCGAGCCAUUUUGAUGAGACAUGGAGCAAAUUGGCCCAUCGGAGUACAGUUGUAACAAAAACUGUCUCACACCCCACACCUUACCUUCUCUGUAUCAUGAUGACCUUGUGAACAGUGGCAGCUUGAAUAUUUUUCUUUCAUUUGAAUCCCUGCUCUGUGAGAGUAAUAAGAGGAAAUACAACAAGUUGUGUUAAAACAGAAUGUGGGCCUUAUCCUGUUUCCUGAAUGUUGAGCUAAAGACGAACACACUGUGCACGAACAAACCCGGCAUGUGAAAAAGACACAAGGGUGCAUAACGUAUUUCUGUUUGAAUUCAGAGUGUGACAGCCUGCAUAAUUAUCCCUUGGUUGCACAUUGACCUUCGUCUGAUAGUCAUCUAUGCUGUGGUUGGUCCAUUACAAAGCAAUGAACUCCAAUCAGGUGAUCAAUGCCUAUAAAUGCCAUUUCAUUCUCUGUCAAGACAGCUCCCUGCUAAUUAAUUAACGUUUGGUCUCUGUGCCAGCAAAAGUUUUGUAUUACAUCACCAUGCUGUUUUUCUUAUGAUUAAGUAAUCUUCGUAACUCUUCUGAUAUGUGCACAUGCUUUGUCACUUGGUUGAAUUGAUUGUAAAGGUGAUGUUUGAAUAUGUCAGAGGAGAUUACAUGAAUAAAAAUUUAAUCCUGAAAAAAUUCUGCUUUUGUAAUUUCUAUAGGUAGACAAGAGAAAAAAAUGG